AGAUGGCUUCGAAUGAAGGAAACCAAGCGAUCAACACAGAAAAGACAUUUGACAGCAACUUGGAAAACUUUCAGCCCGUUACAGAACAACCGUUUGUGAGCAGCAGUUUAGUUCAACAACAAGGGGAGCCUGUUAGUUCCUAUAAUGUGCCAGAAGGACCAGAAAGCGCGAAAGACAACGAUCAAUCACCUGGUAUGAGCUUCCAGAUUCUCUCAAAUUUUAUUCUUUAUGUUAGCUUCUACCAUCUGUGAAAUAGGAGAAUUGAGAUUUUAACCGUGCCCCUUAACCGCAGCUUCUUGAAGUAAUUCUUGUGUGACCGAAAUGGGAGUUUAUCCGGUCAUGGAGUUCAAGAACUUACUUUCGAACGAACAAGUAUUAGUUGAAACUGACGGCUUGCUUUGUGCGUCAGUACGCGUAUCAAGUUGUGUUCGAACCAUCGAUCUCCCUUGUCUGUUCUUUAUGUGGUCACUCUCCGCGCUAUUCUCACGAAGAAGCUUAGCUAGCGUAAGUUGAUCAAUUUCUUUCCAAUCCUUAGCUUCUUCGUAAUGAACGAAAAGUGAUCGAUGGGAUGUUUUUGUGUGGCCUUUAAAAAGAGUUUUAAAAUUAUUAGAGUUGUGUUGUCAUUGGAAGAUUAAUCGCCUAGACAUUAAAGGUUUAGUUUUCGUGGCUAAGAGAAACUUAAGCUUGUACUAAAAGUGCAGAACCAAAGUGCGUUCAGAUCUUAAAUUCACAGAUUGUGAUGUUCAUCACAAAUAAUUAACUUCUCAGUUAAAAACCGUGGGGCGAAUUUAAUACGAAUACAUCCAACAUGUUAUUUCUGCUUCCUCUUUGGACUCGCGAAACGAGUUCAGGUAUUGGUGGACAUACUUGUAAUAUAUUGUUGUGAUCAAUACCCUUUCAUAAGUGCCGACAGCAUACAAUAAAGGCGAAUCACACACAGCCUCUUUGACCUUUUUAAAUUCAAAGCUGCAAUUUUCUUACCAAAACGUGUACAAAUUUGGUUUUGGCAUAUUUGCAGAGCAUUAUGUGUUUUUUCAAAUUUUUAGUCAGUGGGUGCAUAAAGAAUCUAGCCAAUAACAUUUUCAUACAGAUACCCCUGAAAACAAGCAGGAAAUCAGAACAAGUUUUUGGGAGCUGUUACGCAGCUGUCUGUAUCAGGGAUUUAGAUGGCCUGUAACACAGGAGAUUAGAGGAGGAAGGAAGAUGGGUAUUCUCGUCAAACUAUUUGAAGAUAAUACCCAUCUCUUGUGUGUUAUUUAAUGCCACACACAUCCUACACCUGUUUGGAGAAAUUUCAGUGUAUCUGGGCUUUGUUUGAGGUGCAAGCUAGCAUGCAAUUGUCGCAUAAUAUUUUUGAAUCACUUAUUCAUACCCCAAGUACUAAUAUGUGCUUACAUCGAAGUCUUGCAGUUAUGGCUCAAGUGAUAAAUGCAUGUGAAAUGAAUUUUGUUGGCCAAACGACAUGUCUGGACAAGCGAAGGAUAAACUUUUUUAAGGGGAAUAUUUCUUGUGCGGGUCAUACAAUCACCCAGACGUGCCCUUCAGCACUUUCUAACCCCUAUACAGGGUAAAAACUAUAAAUAUCAUGGUUCAAGUUUGACAUGUAUUUGGUUAAAGUUUAACCAAUAAUCUGAAAUCAAAACUUUGUUCGUGAUACUUUCUGGGAUCAAGCAAAGAAAUCUGGCUACUUAGUUUCACUUGUCUGGUACUGGUGGAUCUCUCCCCUGACAAUACUCCCUUCCUUAGGUGUCAAGAAUGUCAUACACUGUAAGUGUGUCCAAAAUAAUGGAAAUUAUUAAGGUCGCAUAAAUUAGUGCUCCACUUAAUUAUCGGCAGAGAAAUUAACAUUUUCAAGUCGAAUUAAGGCAGCAUAAAUUAACUGGAAUUUUUAUAAUUUGCAUUAAUUUCUUGAAGUGUUAAUUUCCUGUAAUAAGGUAAUUUAAUAUUACAUCUUUUACAGCCUCGUCCUCUUCAGAAGAUGAUGAUAACGAUUCAGAGUAUCAGGUAUCAAGUAGUGCACCAAACACAAGUGCUCUAGAGACACUAGUACGCACUGCUUGUGAGAGUCUUGCAGUCUCCACUCUUCUUGCUGGAAGCUCAUCAGGCACAGUUGACACACUUAAUGUACCUGGACAACAGACGCCAUCUAAGGAUCCUGCUGUAGCCAGAUCUACUAGUGACGCUGGAUCUUGUCAAGUGCCUAGCUCAAGCAGUGUGUCCAAUCUUUUCCCAGCAUCUACUAAUGCUCUUGAUCAAGCUUCUUCCGACGAUGCAGUUUUUAGCGUUAUAUUUGGGCACAGCAGGGAACAGAAUGUUGCAGAAGGUACUCCUGAAGGACAGCCAGGCAGUUCGUCAUCUUCCAAAGAUUUCCAGGAAUCAGCAUUAGAUUUAGCUCAGCAAAGUCUACAAGACAUUGAAGAUGCAGAGGUUGGUGAAAACACUUCUUCAUUAUCUUUUUUCACUUUUGUAUGUUAUUUAGUAAAAAAUGAAAUAUUUAUUUAAACACAUGUUAAUAUUAUUGACUAAUAACAAUAAUGCAUUCUGAUCAAAAUAAAAGUUAUUUAUUUUUUUGUUUUCUUAUAGUGUACAUGUAUUUAAUAAUGGUACUUAAACUUACAAUGGUUUAUAUUUUUUUGACCAGGAUUUUCCUGUGUAAAAAGAUGAGCAUUUCUCUUUCAUUAAUUUUACUCUGAUUAAUUUAUAUUUGUUUGUUUGUUUUAUUAUUUCUGCUUCAAAGGUCUCGGCAGAAGACUUAGAGAAGAGACGAGCUAGUGAACGCGAAAGAAAAAGAAAACCUGUGAGAUUUCAGUCACCAGAAGAUGAAUUUAAGAUAAAAAAGAAAAGAAAAAGAAGACUUAAUCCUCUUCUCAGAGUCCCUCGGCGUGAUCCUGCCACCCCAUUCAAGUGCGACUUAUGUGGUUCUCCAUACGUUAUUAAUCCUUCAAGGCGUGGAAACAGACCUAAGCUGUCUACCCAUCAACCUAGUCCCAGGCACAAGGUUGAUCCAACCACAGGAAAGACACUUACCCUCUGUAAUGCAUGCGGUGAGUAACAUGGAACCUCGAUGUAACAACUAUACAACAAAGUCCUUGGUAUAACAAAUGAUUUUCUUUAUCCCAGUAAAAUAAAUUAUGUGGAAAAGGACCUUGAUAUACAGUGUAUUGAAAACGUAACCUUGCUAAAGGGAUACAUGAAUAGCAAUAAAAAAAAUUCCAUUAUUUACUCUCAGCAGUAUUUAUAGCACAAAUGCUAGUGGGGUCAAGCAAAUGCCUGAAACAAAUAAUUUAAAUCAAACAUGAUGGGAUUAAGAAUCCCGACUGGCCAGAUGUAAACCAGUUGGCUAUUUACAAAGGUGGUCGAGGAUUUAAACUUGGAGCUACUGAGAACAAAUCUAGCUAGCAGUCGGGAUGAGACUCGAACACAGUGCCUCCGAAAUGCAAUUCCAGGGCUCUAACCACUUGGCCAUGCUUCCUCCUCCAUAUAUGUAGAAAAAUCCAAAAAGUACAUUGUACGUGUGCUUCUUACAUUGUAUGAACCUCUUUAGUUCAAGGCUCAGAACCAGCAAUUUUAAUGUACUAUUGAUACUGAUAUCAAUAUUGAUUUACUGUUUGUUUUAGGGUUGUCAUUUGAUCGACCCAAGAAGCAAAGGAAAGAGCGUGCUGAGCCUGAUCCUGAAGAAAAGAGAAAAUAUCAAGAGGAAGCAAAUCAGUUUGCUUUGUCUUUGGUGGAGGGACUUGGAGACCAAGAUGGUAAAGCUUCAUGCAAACGGAUGCAACAUUGUUGGCUAACAACUCCUAACAUUGUUGGAUGUUAAGGAGUAGGGUUUUUUGCUGGUCGACCUUGCGAAAACAUUGUGCCGCCAACCCUACUACAUGUACUUGUUACAUGUUGGGUCUGUUUGCACACCCUGUUGGGAGUUGUUUCAUUCUUUUGCACACCACUGCCAACACGUUGUUGUGUCUGUUUGCACAUACCUUAAUAUAAACACCUAAUCAGCAUGCAAAGAAAGUAGUGUUGAUAGCUUGAAGCUGGUGGAUUUUGCCAUCAGGCUAAUGAAUUCUUUCCUUAACUUGCCCGACAGUGACGUUUUUGGGGGAAAUUCAAAUUACAGAAGAACUGUAAUUAAUCCUCCUCAUCAAAAAGGUUUUUGGGCUACACUGUACAAGUCAUUGUACUGAAAUGAAAUGUUUUGGGCUACUGCAUGCUACAGUGUAACUACAGUUUGCCCAAUGGCAAGCUGUAAAACUGACCCUGGUGUGUUCAAACAUUUUAAAAGUGCAAAUUUGGUUCCAUUACAAAAGUAACCAAUUAAUACAUGGACACUGCAUACUUUAUGCUCUUUUGACCUGGGCAGAGAAUCACAGUGUAGUCUAUUUGUUGAAUUUGUUUUUUGAGAGUAAGUCAAGCUACCAACUGUUUCAAUUCUUGAUUUGAAAAUCAAGAUUCUUUUCAAGUAUAAGUAUAGAGUCAUGUAACGUCUGGAGGACCAAAGCAUGCAUGAGUGACUGUCAAUUUUAGAUGCGAGCAGUACUGAAUUCGAAUAUAGUUGUAGUUGAAUUUUAUGUAAAAAUGAUGGGAUCUUCCAUGUACAUGGUAUAAUAUGGUACCACCCUUCUUUCUCUGUUUUUCAGCCGAAAGGCUCUGCUGUCCUCAUUUUAAAUUUAGAGCGUGUGGCUGUUUGCAGAGCUAUGUUAUUGGGGAUGGUAAGUACUUACAUGUAGUGUACAUGAAGUGAGUGAUUUUGUCUUCUAUUAAGUAAAAUAUAGUUUCUAUAAUGUAAAUUAGCAGGAUUUCUUUUGCUUCCGUACCUUUUGCAGUUAUAUAGCUGCUAGCAGCCUUAUUUGGUAAUAGCGUAAAGGUGAACUUUUAUCAAUACUGCCAUCAUUUCAGUAGCUUGCGAACGCAGAUGAAUUUCCAGUCGUUGGUUCUUACCACCCAAAAAGUAAGUUUUCAGGUGAAGAGUUCUAAGAGACAACCAGAAAAAAAAUUGCGUUUGCAGGCAUUAUUUCAGUUGGAACUUUAUUUAAUGUUAGCAAUUUUUUAAAUUUUGUUUGACCCUGCACUAUUGUAUUUUGAAAACAGUGCUUUAAGACUGGCUAGUUUUCUAUUGUUUUUUUGUUUUUUUGAUUCAAUGAACGUGCAGUAUUAGACUAAUCUUUGGUGGUGCAGGUUCAAAAAUGUUUUGGACCCUUUACUCCCCUUAAGAGUAACUUUCUUGAAUCAGGUUUCUUAAAAUAAUGCAAGGGUGUAUUGAAUAGUCAAUCACUUUUGAGUCCCAGUAAUUAAGUGAUUGUUGUUGCCAAAGUAUAUGCCUUCAUGGAGGGCAAACAACUAUUAAAUUUGAGGAAUUAAAAGAGAGAGUUUUAAUUUUUGUUGUUGUACAUGUAUCAUCUAAUGCUCAGUAUGUCCUGUUUAUGAGAACACAAAGCAAAACUCUUUUAAGUCUCUCAGUUUAAAUAUAUAUUUCGAUUUUGUUGUCUGUGUAAAUUUAGGCAGUAACAUGCAAGAGUCACGGGAUCGAGCCAAUGAUAUGUUGCAGCUGCUCAAGAAAGCGAAAGAACUCAGCUCUAAAAAGUGCUACAACAUUGAGGAAGUAAGAAACCAAGCCAAAACAUCAAAGAGGUAAGUAAGGCUGUAUUAGAAAACAAUACGAAAAACACACUGCUGCGAGGCAUUAGCUGAUUAAAGGUAAUAAUUAUCAAAAAAUAGCGUUCGUGGCCAAAAAUUUAUUGUAAAAGUUUAUUUGUAUGGGUAUAUUUAUGAAAUGCAUUAGCAAACAAAAAUACUAUAAAAGUUGCAAUAAAAAUUACCUUAUCUUACUUCCGUGGUGUAUUACUUGUUGUCUGUGCUCUAAUUAUCCCAAUUCAAGACGAUUUUGGCCAGUUUUAGAGUGGAAAACCAAGAGAUCUACAAGUCGCCAAAAUUGCCUUGAAUUGGAAAAGUAUGGCACAGACAACAAUUAAUACACCAUGGAACUAAGAGAAGGUAUUUUUUGUUGAGAAUUUUUUUCUCGUUUUGUUUUCUAAAGCAUAUCGUAAAUAUCCCUGCACUAUUUAUCUCUAAUGACUCACAGCUUAAGCUUGGGUGGCCUGUGAUUAUACAAGUACUCAGGUACACCCUAAUUACACACACUUGGGAAAUGUAUUAGGCUGGCCACUGUAAAUUUUACGCAGUGUUACAGUGUUGUCUUUGUCCGAAAUGCCUUAGCCAGUGCUCUUUCUGCUUUUUAGGUCUAAGAACAUUGGACUUGGUAAUGGCCAAAGAAAGUCCAGUGAAUUUGAAGAAUUUGUACUGGAAAAGAGGAAGUACCUCAGGAAUGACGUAAAGCUUUGUGAACGGGCCACUCAGCGAGUGCUCCUUUAUUCCAACAAUUUCUUGCACAAGCGACUCAAGACAGACCCUACGGUAAGCUAAAAGUAUGAUGCCUACUUCUUGAUACUGUUGUCAGUUAGAGGAAAGUGAUGCUAGGGUUUUUGAUAAUGUCUGCUGAGUUGUGCCCAACUGUGAUUCUUUUGUCACAAAAUCGAUCUAUCCUACAUAAAUUUUGACACGGCUACGUUAGUCCUAGUUGUAUGUCAUAGCAGGUCAUCCUUUCCUGCUAUAUCUUUUUAAGCAGGAUUAUUCAUUUUAUUGUGUAAUUUAUGUUAUUAAUUAUUUAUUUAUCUAAUAUGCUGCAACUAAAAAUAACAGUGCUGACCAAUUCACGUGCAUGGGAAACCGUUGGGAAUUGAAACUAUAGAUGUAAUAUAUCAAGCGUGAGACGCAGUGUUUCAUCACAAGAUGAAACACUGAGAAGAGAGCUAAAAAUACAACGCGCGGCGGAGUAUUUUUGACGAAAUUCGAGGUGUUUCAUCUGGUGAUGAAACACUGUUUCGAAUGCUUGAUAUUAUUUCUCAAACGAAGUGAUUUAAAGAGGAGAAAUUAAAUGAGAAGUUUUUAUCUUAUUUCCAAACACUCACAAACAUUUAAAUUUAGAGGUAAAAUAGACCAAAUUUAACGCUCAACUUUGUCCUUAUUAAUAUUUAUAUCACUGAACGAUUGGCCAUAGUCUCUCAAGGAAUUUGUUUGUUUGUUUGUUGCUGCUGUUGUUAUUGUUGUAUUAUUUUUACUAUUAUUCCCAGACUAAAAUAAGAAGUCGUUAGUUAAUACCUUCUGUAUACAUGUAUACGAAUCGCUUAAUACAAGCAUAUGCAGCUUACUUAUUAGGUUAUUUUCUUUUCCAGAAACCACUUCGUGUCGAAAGACAAAAAGGAAAAGCUGCUCUUGGAAAAUUAAGAGUGAUCGAAGAUCUCCCUAAAGAGCGAUGCUGUGUGGAUAAUUGCGUCAUGGUGAGUUGUGAGAUAAAAAGAAAGAAAGAUCCCACGAAAGCUGAGUCAUCAUGCAGGAAUACACAGAUUAUUUUGCGAUCCAUUUGAGCAUGAAUGUCGAAGAGCUGUUAAGUGGCCACUUCGGCGAAGACACAACACAAGUGGCAGCUUAAGAUACUUGUUUGUUGGUAGUGAUUGACUGACGAUUUUAUCCACCGUGACUCUGCUUACCGAUCGAGGAACAGAGGUUGGCUGGUUAACUGAAAACCGCUUAGUAGAGGUUUGACUGUAUCAUAUAAAGGCAUAAAGGAGAGUUGCAGAUAACAUUUGGUCAUCGGACAAUGUCUCACCAACAUUAGCGUUCGAAGAAACCCUAUCCGCGAUUAGUCUGCUACACAACCGUUUUUAGUGUCGUCACUCAGCGCUCCUCCCCACAAGAGGAACAAAAAUUUGAACCAAAAAAGGGAACUACAUUGUAAAAUUUGAACCAAGGAUAAAAUUGAACCACACCAUCCUAGCAGCCUCAAUAAUCAUUCGAUUUAGGUAGUGGAGAUUACUGAGAGGGUACUAAACUAGGCCUCUUAUUCUUACAACAGCAUUUUUUAAAUUUACAGAUUGCUCUAACACAUGCAAACCUUCUAAAGCAGUGGCGUGACAGAGCCAUCUCUGGGCAGACAGAGGCGCGGAGAGUUCUUGCCGAAAUGCUCACCCCUUCCGGCGGGGCUCGGUCCAAUUGUUACAAGUUCAUCUCUUGGGUAACAGGUUGCAGUCAUAGUACUAUCGGCAGAGUCAACGAACAGAUGAAGGAAACAGGCAAGUGUUUUUUUUCUGUUAUCACAAGGGUAUACCUGAACAUCGUUUUAGGUAACAUCUAUUUGAAAGUCUUCUGAUUGGGGUGAAAUUUUCACUCGGUAAUGUUAAUUAAACGGGGGGUUUCGUAAACGCCUUCGACACUUAAGUGCAGUAGAGCCUCGAUAUAAAGAUCCUCUUUAUAGCGAAGUCCUCCGUAUAACGAACGAUUUUCUUUACCCCAGUAAUAGUAAAUAUAUGAAAAAAAAAAAAAGCUCGUUAUAGCGACGUUCCACUGUAGGGACAUACAAAGCUGCAGGUUUAUCGUUUUAAGUCACGUCCACAUUAAUUUUGGAAACGCAUAAGUGUAGGGGUGGCCAUAAAUUAGACUGUAUGACCUCUGAAUCAUUCUUUCUGGGCAAAUGCCUUGUAAAGCAAUAACCUUCCCCAAACUAAAUAGAAACAGAAUACAUGACCGGCCAAUUGAAUCUAUUGUUCCACAGUUCAUCCAAGAAAAUGUGUUAAUCACGUGACCGUACGCCCAUCCGUUUAGCAAACAAUCAAGUCAAUUUUAAACUGGAUUCAAUUUACCUGUUAUUCUCUUUUACCUGGGAUCUUAGGUGGAGAUCGUGAACCUCCAUCCCAUGGCCUCAUAAAAUGGUGGCAGCUGAAUCCCAAACCCAAGAAACCAAAACUGAAACCAGUAUCCCAGCAACCCGUGCAAGCUGAAACAGUGCAACAAGUGGCCUUGCAACAGAUCCAACAGACUUUGCCUCAGGUCAAUAUUUUACAAGCCGCAGUCAGUUCAGCAGGCCUAUCAGCUGUUAUGAUGCAACCCGCAGUAUCGUCGGCAAUUCCAGCUCUGACCACUGUAAACACAUCACAACUUGCGCAGACUCAGUUGCUGCCAACUGUCACCUUCACUAAUGGCACUAUUCAGGUGCAGUCAGCACCCAUUCAGGUCAGUUUUUUCAGUGUUACCCCUUUAAGCCCCGAUAUCCACUUACUAAUUCUCAAGAUUGAUCUCCAUACAGUACCUCAAUUAAUUAGUUGAGAGAAUUUGAUCAAAGAUCAACGCAUUCUGCCUUUGGUCAUCGUUGUCUUAAAUCUUAUCACUUAUAUCGUUCAGAGAAAAUUGAUGUUGGUCACUGGUUUUUUCUUAAGUAGCUCAGCUUGACAUGCCUAUUUCUUAAACGCAUUCUGUAAAAAGAGCUGAAUUUACGCGCAGCUUUAAAGAAGUGCUUCCAUCAAAUUACAGCCAACUCUCCCUACUACCCAAACCCAUCCUACCAGAAAGAGUGAGUCAUUUCAGUACUACACGAAUAUACGCACUCAGUGCACUUAGUAAUCACAGUGAUAGCGAAGUAAGCGACUGUCUUCAAAUAUCCUCCCUCGCACGUUUCGGAAACACACAUAACGCCGCGUGUGCUUAAAAGAGCAUUUUCCAUAUUUCAAAAGCGCCGACCUCAAACUGAGUUGCCUUGAUUCCCCCCCCCCCCCCCCCCCCCCCCCCCCCCCCCCACGUUUUUUUUAACCCCCCCCCCCCCAAAAGAAGGCGCCCCACAGGGGGGGGACGACCCCCCCUCUAAUAAACCACCCCGCCGCCGGCGCGCCCUUUCUCCGCCUCCUCCCCCCCUCCCCCGCCUGCAUCCUCCCCCCCCCCCCUCCGGCGCGCACACCCGAUCCCCAACCCUUUUUACAAACACAAAUCCGCGCCGGUUUGUUAAAAAGCCCUUUUUCAAAUUUUCAAACGCCGCCCCCACAAACAGUUUCCCCUUUUUCCCCCCCCCCCCCUCCCCUCCUCCCAAAUGAGUAAUUUUUAAACGCCUCCCCCGAAUAAGAGGGGUACCGAUCCAGGGGAAAGCAGCCUCCUUUCGAAUUACACCGCCCUUGCGCGCCUAGUCUCCUUCGCAGCCGUUUGGCCCGGAGUCACGCAUUGCUCCUCGCCCCCACUACAGGGCUCGAACCACGUCCUGUUGAUCAAAACUGUAAAACAUGAUAUGUUUCAAUCUUUGGUUAAAAUUAAUUUUUACAGCUCCAAACAACCCAAGUGCCUCAAGUUCAAGUACAAGUCCAGCAACAGCUACAACAGCAGCAACUUCAGUACCAACAACAGAUUCAACAGCUUCAGUAUCAACAGCUUCAGCUGCAACAACAGCAACAGCAGAUUCAACAACAACUACAACAAACACAGCAGCUACAGCAACAGGCAUCACAGCAACUACAGGCUCAUGUAAGUUAUCGCGGCUACUGUUGCGUGACGGUUUGGGUUGUCACGCAACAUUUUGUGCCCGGAAAUGGUUGGGGGAAAAACCAUCAUAAUAGAAACCUUAAGUUUCGAGGACGAAGACGACUAUCCUCCCACGCAGACGUUCUUAGGGUUCGUCACGCGUUCAUGCCCCACAAACGUCUGCUGAAACGAGCGGUAAAUUCCUUUCCCAUUGUUCGCAAAUAUCAGCUGGAGCUCACGUGCUGACUGUUGGAGAACCAAUCGACGCUAUUGAAGUCAGCCAAACACGACGUGCAAGCUCGAUAGAGUGUGAUACAUGACCAAAGAGUCUUACUCCGGACAAGAAUGUAGGCUAUAAGGGUUGGCUUUUUGUGUAUUUCUCUUUGUGCGAAAGUGUACGAGUUAACCGAGUAGUUUGUUCUAAAAGUGUAAGUUCUUCACCUUUCAUGAGACCUUGCUGAUCUUUUCUAAAGUCUCGCGCGAAAUUUCUCCGGGUCCAAAGUGCACUUCCCAGAUCUGGGUGUGUUGUUCUUGGUCUACGUUCUUUUUCGUCUUUUUUCGGCAGACGUUUGUGGGUCAGGAACGCGUGAUAAAACUUGUAAAACCAAAUUGUGCAAAUUUGAACCUUGUUUGUUGUUGAUUUUCUUUACCAGGGGACAAAGUAUUUUCUCCUCUCCAUUCACACUUAAAUUUCACAGGUUGAAUUUGGUUUUGAUGCUAUUUCAUGUCGUAGGGUUCACUUUUCGACUCAAUCUAAUCCGAUCGAUUUUAGGCACUGGUACCAGACACCUUUUGUUUAGAACAUGGCCAACUCGUGCAAUUAGUAAAAGUGCUCAAAAUCCUCCGUAUCAUGAGACAUUUUAAUGGAAUAACCUCUACUUGUUUUCAGGUUGUCCAUCAGAUCCAACCCGUACAACAGAUACAGCAAGCAACUACUCAGCCGCAACAGCAACCCCAACAAGGAGCGCCACCACAGGCACAUCAACAGCAACAAACACCUCAACAAGCAACACAAGCUCAGCCACAAACAGCACAGCAAUCGGAAUCGCAAGAAACACAAACCAAUGCCACCAUUGCUUUAGCGACGACAAACGCGCUAACCACUGCUACCCUACAAGGAAAUCUGACAGCCACCCAGGCAACCCCGCUGAACACUGAAGGCCUGUUUACCGCGGACGCAUUUCAGAUCCUCAGUGCUGUGCAACCUCAAGUUGUGACGCUUCCAGUCUCGCCCCAGUCUACAGUGGCCCAGGCCGUACCUGUAUCUCUGAUCCAAACUCCUAACGGACAACAGGCUCUGCAAUAUACUGGGAAUUAA
This is a messenger RNA of Porites evermanni, 11644 nucleotides long. The record is from the annotation of a GenBank genome assembly. Lineage: Eukaryota; Metazoa; Cnidaria; Anthozoa; Scleractinia; Poritidae.